Messenger RNA from Trifolium pratense (red clover), 680 nucleotides. Its product is annotated as non-specific lipid-transfer protein 1-like. Gene Ontology annotation, molecular function: lipid binding. Bases 94 to 456 code for a protein of 120 amino acids. Gene Ontology annotation, biological process: lipid transport. Gene Ontology annotation, cellular component: membrane. The record is from RefSeq and is a predicted model, not a curated record. The transcript is spliced from 2 exons. Lineage: Eukaryota; Viridiplantae; Streptophyta; Magnoliopsida; Fabales; Fabaceae.
UAUAGCUAGACACCAUAACACAAUCAUCACCUCAACACUCAUUCAUUCACUUGAAGCAUAUACAUUAAAUCCUCUUCCAAUUUCAAGACAAUCAUGGCUAGUUCAAUGCUUGUCAAGGUUACUUGUUUUGCUAUGAUAUGCUUGGUUUUGGGCAUUCCCUUAGCUGAUGCUGCCCUACCAUGUGGUCAGGUGCAACUAACUGUAACACCAUGUCUUGGGUACCUUAGGAGGCCAGGCCCAUCUGUCCCUGCACCAUGUUGCAAUGGGAUUAGGAGUUUAAAUAAUCAAGCCAAAACUACCCCUGAUCGUCAAAGUGUCUGCAGGUGUCUCAAGUCUACUGCACUCAGCUUACCUGGACUCAAUCUUCCCGCCGCAUCUUCCAUCGCUGCUAAGUGUGGUGUUAACUUGCCCUACAAGAUUAGCCCAUCCAUUGAUUGCAACACGGUAAAGUACUAAACAGCUUACGGAGAAUACGCUUGAGCCCCUACUACAAUAAAUAACAUUUGGUUUGUGAUAAUAACCAAUACAGAAUAAAGAAGAUAGUUUAACUUCUUCUUUUGUAAUUGAGACCCUACUAGGGAUCACGUACUAUACUAUGUAUUUCUUUUUUUUUUUUUGGUACAACUAUGUAUUUCGAUAAUGUUUAAAUAAAAUAUAUGAAAUUUCUGCUCCAAAUAUCA